UCUCUCACACCACCGUUUCUCUCUCUUUCUGUGCUCCUCGCUGGCCUCCUCACAAACACAUCGCUCUCGCUCUUGCUCCCAAUCCGCACCUUUCAAAUGCCAUACCUUUCAUCUUCUUCUUCUCAUUUGACCUUAACCGGCACUUCGCUACAGUCUCUAUAACGCAACCUCGCUCGCGGGGCUACUCCCGCGUUCUGACGUGAAGAGUUUCAUCGGAUGCGAAGGAUUGGUUGAUUCUAUUGGGGUUUAUUAGGGUUUUCUUGUUUGGCUGAUAAGAGCUUAAAGACGACGACGUUGGAUUUAGGGUUUUCUCCGCCGCCAUGGCUCCCGGGCGUAAGCGUGGAGCGAACAAAGCCAAGGCUAAGAGUCAGUUGAGCUUAGGUGAUCUCGUUCUUGCCAAGGUUAAAGGCUUCCCUGCCUGGCCUGCCAAGAUUAGCCGCCCUGAGGAUUGGGAACGAAUGCCUGAUCCUAGGAAAUACUUUGUCCAGUUUUUUGGAACUGAAGAAAUUGCUUUUGUUGCCCCUGCUGAUAUUCAGGUAUUUACGAGUGAAGCAAGGAAUAAAUUAUCUGCUAGGUGUCAAGGUAAGACUGUCAGAGAUUUUGCUCGUGCAGUGAAGGAGAUCUGUGAGGCUUUUGAAGAAUUACAGCAGAAGAACUUAGGUGCUUGUAAAGAUGAUACUGAUAAGACAGUCCUUGGCUCCUCACUUCCAAUGGAUGGUGUAGGUGCUGAAGUCAAUGGUCAGAGUCAGACUAAGACACUUGAACAGAAGGAAAGUACAAGUAACGAGGCCUCUGGUGAUGCAGGGUAUGGACUGGAACAUUGUUCAAGUAGACAGUGUGAGACUGACGAGUUGGAUAUUAAGCCUCGUGUCUCAUGUAAUACAGAGCAGAAAUCAUCUCCAGUUUUAUCCGUUAAGAAGAGGAAUAAGUUAUCCAAUAAUGGCACACAUUUGCCUAAGAAAGAGGUAACUUCUGUAUCCAAGCAGGAUGGUCCUUCUCCACUUAAAGAAAUCCCCGGUGACAAGGAUAGAGAUAGCGAUGAUAUUCACCCUGAUGCUGAAGGAAGUUCUCCUUGUGGUCCUGUUGAUGGUGAAAGUGAUGGUUCCCCACCUUUAGCUUUGUCUGUUUCUCGGAAACACUCUGGUGGAGGACAGAAUGCAAAAAAGAUGGUUAUAAUAUCAAAGAGGAAGCGGGAGGCUGCAGUUGAAGUAGGAAAAAAGACAACUUCAAGGCUAUCAAAGCAUGAUGACUUUAAUUCAGAAGGCACUGUUGGUCUUCAUGACACUGGAGCACAUAUACAAGGUGGAGGACAAAAUGAAAUUGCUCCAUGCGAUAACAUUAAGGAUUUGCAUGAAGAUGAGUUGAGAUCAGAUUUAGAUGUCAACAAUGAAAAUAAGGUAAAAAAUACGGUAAAAGCUAAAAAGCAAAUGAGAGCAGAUCCACUUGAACCAUGCAAUUUUGGCAAGGAUGCUAUAGACAAUACCAAGGAGCAGGGCAAGGAUGAGCAAUUAUUUUCUGGAGAUCAUAGGAAGAAGAGAACCCAACUUGGACAUAAAAUUAAUAAGUUGGCAACAAAUGAAGAUUCACAUCCUGCCAAAAGACCAAAGCGAUUAGGCGUUGGUGAGGAUUCCACCAAGAAAUCUGUCACUAAAAACAUAAGGAAUGAUCCUCCGAGUCCGGGUGGUGUUGACAAUAAAAGUAAUAAACCUAUGGAGAAUAAAAAGUUAUCUUCUCGUGUUAAGGCUGAAAGCUGCGUGGCAUCUAGAACUGAAACAGUUAGUGUUGGAAUCAACUUACCAAGUAAUGAAGCUGUUUUGCCACUGACGAAGCGCCGUCUUCGGGCGUUGGAGGCAAUGUCUGAUUGUGCCACAGAGGCUGCUGGGGGUAAAAUACAAAAGAGUUGUGACAUCCAUAAGAAUAAUGUUUCAAGCUCAGAUUGUGAUGGGUCUCCUUGUACCCAAUUACAGUCAAAACGGAGAGCCGUUUGUCGGUUUGAUGUUCAUAAUGACCAAGAAGAGCGCAAAACUCCUGUUCAUGGGGAACCAACCGGUUUGUCGAAGGAUGUGCCUUCACAGUUGUCAGGUUCGUCUCGGAACACACAUCAUGAAAAUCUCAAUCAUGCUCAGCCGAAUGUUAGAGAUGGCAUGGAUGAACAUUUGGAUUCUGCUGGACCAGGUGAGAGCCCUUCAAAGGAUGGAAUAUCCUCUGUCAGACUUCCUCAUAACCCUCUAUCACCCAAAUUAAAGCAAAAUGAAGAGAAAAGACCGAGAAAACCAAUGGCAGCUCAGGCUUCUCAUAGCCCUGGUAAAUUGGAAUCACAGAAAUCAUCUGCCAAGGAGGGUAAGCCAACCUUGCUCUCUUCUAAGGAUGGGUUGGUUACUGCUGGGAAGCAAGUGGAGCAGAAAACCAAGCUCCAGACUAAAGCAUCCAGCACCACUUCUAGAAAGCCUCAGGUUGGGUCUGCGAAAGGUGCAGGUCUGGGUUCUGAUGGCGUAAGCCAUUCUUCUAAUCAAGGAACAAUCCAGAAAAGCAGGCCAGCCUUAACUGCAGAAAAGGCAAAGAUGAAUUUAAAGACUAAUUCACAGAUGAAUGAUUUUGCUAUUCUGGAGUGCUCUAACCUGAAUGAUUCUCAGCUUGGGGAACGGUCCAAUGUCAUUGGUGAUGAUAGUGCUGCGACUUCAUUGACAGAUUCCAAGUUUGCAGAUUCUGCCAUGUCUAUGAGACAUCUUAUUGCUGUUGCGCAAGCGAAAAGAAAACUUGCGUAUUCACAAUCUCUUUCUCAUGAUAAUUCUAUCUCAACAUUUAUUUCCACCACUACAGGGGUUCAGGAAAGAAGCCCGAGUCCUGCUUCUGCACUUCAGCACUUACUGUCUGGAACUAGCCAUGCUAUGCAGCAGGAUGCAAAGGGAUUUUAUGCUCGCUCAUCCCUGGCAUCUCCAUCUCCUCAUGCUCGUCAAGUUGCAUUGCAAAAUCAACUAGAGCAUGAAGAUCCUGAAGAGGGAAGGGUUAGUUCAGGACAGAGGGCACCUGGAGGGUCACUAAGUGGUGGUACAGAGGCUGUUGUUGCACGAGAUGCUUUUGAAGGAAUGAUAGAGACAUUGUCAAGGACAAAGGAAAGUAUUGGACGUGCAACCCGUCUAGCAAUUGAUUGUGCAAAGUAUGGAAUCGCCAAUGAGGUUGUGGAACUUCUUAUCCAAAAGUUGGAGAGUGAGCCAAGUUGCCAUCGCAAAGUGGACCUGUUCUUUCUCGUGGACUCUAUCACACAAUGUUCUCAUAGUCAAAAAGGAAUUGCGGGAGCAUCAUACAUUCCCACAGUACAAGCAGCACUGCCUCGUCUUUUAGGUGCUGCUGCUCCACCUGGAUCUGCCGCUCGUGAAAAUCGUCGUCAAUGUCUUAAGGUUCUGCGGUUAUGGCUUGAACGGAAAAUUUUACCUGAAUCACUUCUUCGGCGUUACAUGGAUGAUAUCGGAGUUUCAAAUGAUGAUAUGACUGCUGGAUUUUUUCUUAGACGUCCAUCUCGAUCUGAGCGUGCUAUUGAUGAUCCAAUUAGAGAAAUGGAAGGAAUGCUUGUUGAUGAGUAUGGGAGCAAUGCAACAUUUCAGUUGCCUGCCUUUUUACCUUCUAAUGUAUUCGAGGAUGAAGAUGAUAUUCCUAACAACUUAUGCAAGGAUGCUGGUGACAAAUCACCAGUAGAAGCCACUCAUGCUGUAGAAGAUCCGGAAACAUGUGCAGUUACUCCUAGUGACAGGCGUCACCACAUUUUAGAGGACGUGGAUGGUGAGCUUGAAAUGGAAGAUGUUACUGGAUCUCCCAGGGAUGGGAGACUCAUGAAUGGGAAUGAUUCCUUUGAAUUGGGUUCACAGCGACACAGUUCGGAUAAGAUUUCAGAAUCGGUUUCUCAUAAUAUCCCUGAGUUACCCCCUUUGCCUCCGGGUUCUCCACCAUUGCCUUUAGAAUCUCCACCUCCGCCUCCACCCUUACCUCCUUCACCUCCUCCUCCUCCUCCUCCUCCCCCACCUUUAUCUCCAUCACCGCCUCCACCACCACCACCUCCACUGCCAUCGCAACCACCACCUCCAUCACAGCCACCUCCACCAUCACAACUACCGCCACUGUCUCUGCUGCCUUCAGGUCCUCCACUAUCAUUACCACCACCACCACCACCACCACCACCACCACCACCACCACCACUGCCACCGCUACCUUUAUUGCCUUCCCAACCACCAAUGCUACCCCAACAAUCCAUGCCACCACAGUCAGUGCCCCCUCAACAACCACCCCAGCCAUCACUUCCAUCGUCUUCAACACAGUUGAUAUAUCAGCAACCUGUACCUCAAGAUUAUUGCAGGACCCAAAGUGGAAGCCAACUUCUACAAAUUGCAGGAAGUGCUCCUCAUCCUAGCCAUGGUAAUGCUGGAAUACGGAAUGAAAUGUUUCCACAGCAGUUACCUUGUAUCGUGCCGACAGGAGUUUGCAAUACGCGUGAACCAUCUGGAUUUAAUUCCUCCAGACCAUUUGAAUUUGGACAUAAUGACAUGCAUUUAAACCCCCAAGCUCAGCCCACCCAGCAGUUUCAACCAGCUAAUGGACCUUUUGCCCAGAGGCCUUACCAUCCUGCUCCCCCUGCAGCUCCCCCUGCACAAACCUCAUCCAACCAUCUACAUUAUACAAAGCCUGUUCAUCAACGUAUACAGCAAGCAUACUCCCAUCCUUACUCCACCCCAUCCCUUCCCAAUGGGCAGAGGCAAUAUGUUCCUGAUGAACAACGGAGAAUGCCUUCAAACGAAUUCAAUCCAGAUAAUCAUCAUGGCGUGUGGGUGGGUGGAGGGAGAGCUUCAAAUUCCGGGCCACCCUUUGCUCAGGAAGGCUAUUUUCGUCCACAUGUUGAAAUGCCUGCAAGUAAUAUGGGUUUCCAGCAUCCUGUUCACAAUCCUCUGCCAUCAGGACCUCCAAUACCAGUUCGUCCAGGUAAUGGUGUUGCACAGAUGCCCAGUAGACCAGACAUGGCUGCUGUCAAUUGUUGGAGGCCAGGUUAAGGGUCAUCCUGCAGUCUAAUUACUUGGAAUCUUGUGAACCCGGUGAUGCCUCACUGGAAAGGAAAUUUGCACUUUGUGCUGCUUCAAAGGAAGAGCUAUGCUCCCAGAUGGCUUCUUUGAUUUCCCAGCAACCAGACUCCACUGCGGACAGCGGAAUGGUGUUGAGAUCUGGCUGAGAUUCUUUGCAAGACUGUGUAUAUUGUAACUUUUUUCCUGACAACUUCAUGCUGCAGACAGUUGCUGCGAAAUGUAAGCCCAUGUUUUUGACUCAUUGAGCAAAACCCGUUCUUCUGUAAUUAUACUGUUCAUACAAUAUAAAGAAAUUUAUUUAAAGAUAAAUGAGUUUUGGUGACUA
Molecule: messenger RNA, 5391 nt
Organism: Telopea speciosissima
Lineage: Eukaryota; Viridiplantae; Streptophyta; Magnoliopsida; Proteales; Proteaceae
Product: ENHANCER OF AG-4 protein 2
Exons: 12
Coding region: 321-5036 (1571 amino acids)
Biological process (GO): regulation of transcription by RNA polymerase II
Cellular component (GO): nucleus
Molecular function (GO): transcription coregulator activity; double-stranded DNA binding
Source: RefSeq, a predicted model, not a curated record